Iphiclides podalirius (scarce swallowtail) is the source of this 720-nucleotide messenger RNA. NCBI's taxonomy places the organism in Eukaryota, Metazoa, Arthropoda, Insecta, Lepidoptera, Papilionidae. The record is from the annotation of a GenBank genome assembly.
AUGGCAGAUAUUCUGGACAUACUAGAUAUAGAACAGCCUGGUGCUGCAGAAAUUACAAGAGAUAGUAUUUUACAUGGGGAUAAAAUGAAAAAGAAGUAUGUCACAGCAAAAGCUGUUCGAAGACCGGAAGGCAUGCAUCGUGAAGUAUUCGCCUUACUAUACAAUGACAACAAGGACUUACCUCCUUUGUUGCCAACAGACACAGGUAAAGCAUAUAAGCAAACUAAAGCAAAACUUGGAAUGCGGAAAGUGAGAAAGUGGGUCUGGGCUCCAUUUACUAAUCCUGCUCGCAAAGAUAAUGCUGUGUUCUAUCAUUGGAAAAGAAAAACAGAUGAAAGUAAAGAAUAUCCAUUUGCUCAAUUUAAUAAGCAAGUGUCUAUACCAUCAUACUCAGAGUCUGAAUAUAAUCAAUAUUUGAAAUCAGAGGAUUGGAGUCAGGCUGAAACUGAUCACUUAAUGGAUUUAUGUCAACGUUUCGAUCUCCGGUUUAUUGUUAUCCAUGAUAGAUGGGACCGUGCUGCAUUCCGUGACAGAAGUGUAGAAGAUUUGAAGGAGCGUUACUACAAUGUUUGUGGAAUUUUGAGCAAGGUAAAAACGAAUCCGUGGUCCAAUGCAGUGACUACUGUUAAUGGAGAAAAGCGUGUUUAUCAUUAUGAUGCAGAGCAUGAAAGAAAAAGAAAGGAACAAUUACGAAGGUUAUUUGAUCGGACACAAGAGCAG